AUGGAUAUCAUUAUCAACUCCUUGUAUUCCAACAAGGACGUGUUUCUUCGAGAGUUGGUGUCCAAUGCCGCAGAUGCUUGCGACAAGAAACGUUUCCUGGCACUGACGGAGAGCGACGCGCCCCCUGAGCCGAUGAAGCUGCGUAUCAAUACCAACAAGGAUGACAGGCUGCUCCUGAUUGAAGACAACGGAGUUGGCAUGUUGAAGGAGGAGCUCAAGGAGAACCUGGGUCGCAUUGCUCGCUCAGGCACCGCCAACUUCGUAAAGGAGCUGGGUAGCGGCGAAGCAGAUGUCAGCCUCAUCGGGCAGUUCGGUGUGGGCUUCUACUCGGCAUUCCUUGUGGCAAACCAGGUGGACGUGUAUUCCAAGAGCUUCAAGAAGGAGAGUGACGGAAAGAUCUGGAAGUGGUCCUCUUCGGGCAGCUCUUACAGCAUCAAGGAAGCUGAGGAGACAGAGCUCUUCGGUGAGCAGAGUGGGACCAAGAUUGUGUUGCACUUGCGCGAAGAGGCACAAGAAUAUCUGGACACUGGCAAGUUGUCGGACCUACUCAAGAAGUACAGCGAGUUCAUCACCUUCCCCAUUGAGCUGUACAAUGAGAAAGUCCAGUACGACCAGGUUCCCGAUGAAUCAGCGCCUCCACCAAAGGAAGGUGAGAAGCAGAAAAUGAAGAGUGUGCCACGUUCCGUGUACGAGUGGGACAUCAUGAACAAGAUGAAGCCCAUUUGGCUGCGCAAUCCGGAUGUGGUCAAUGAGUCGGAAUACACCGAGUUUUACAAGACUACCUUCAAAGCUUUUGACGACCCCAUGACGGUGACCCACUUCAAGGUGGAGGGUCAGAUCGAAUUCCGAGCUUUGGUGUUCAUUCCUUCUACCAUGCCCUUCGAGCUGACCCGCGACAUGUUCUCUCCAGAGGGCCGCGCCAUGCGCCUCUACGUGAAACGUGUUUUCAUUAACGACAAGUUUGAGGACCUGGUUCCCCGAUGGCUUACCUUCGUCCGGGGUGUGGUGGACUCGGAGGACCUCCCGCUGAAUGUGGGCCGAGAGAUUUUGCAGAAGAGCCGUACCCUGAAGAUUAUCCGCAAGCGAGUGGUGCGAAAGGUCCUGGACACCAUCGAUGACUUGCGGGACAAGGAGCCCAACAAGUUCGAAUCCUUCUGGACGAGCUACGGCAAGUACUUCAAGGUUGGUCUCGUGGAAGACCUGGACUACAAGGACGAGUUGAAGCGGUUCGUGCGCUUCUGGUCGUCCAAGAGCGGCGACAACCAGACAAGCCUCGAUGAAUACAUAUCCCGCAUGAAGGAAGGCCAGGACAAGAUCUACUUCGUCACUGGUGAAGGCAGGCGAGCUGCGGAGAUAGCUCCUGCCAUGGAGAAGAUGAGAUUGAAGGAUUACGAAGUGCUCUACAUGGUUGACCCCUUGGAUGAAAUUUGCAGCCAAUCAAUCGUGGACUAUGAUGGAAAGAAGCUCGUGGACAUCAACAAGGCCGGCCUCGACUUGGAGAAGAGCGAAGACGAGAAGAAGGAGAUGGAAGAGACCACCAAGGAGUUUGAAGACUUGGCGACCUGGUUGAAGAAGCAGCUCGGCGAGCGAGUGCAGAAGGUGCAAAUAUCUGAUCGCCUCGUGGAGUCCCCGGCCACACUGGUGCAGGGUGAAUGGGGCAUGUCUCCAAUGAUGCAGCGCUACAUGAAGUCUCAGACCACAUCCAGCGCUUCUGACAGCGCCUUCGCCAUUGGCUCGAGGAAUCAGGCCAUUUUGGAGAUCAACCCUUCGCACAAUGUGGUGAAGGCCCUAAAGAAUGCCUACGAGACCAAGCCUGAUUCCGUCGAAACAGAAGACAUGGUGAUGAUGAUCUACGAGACGGCAGCCUUGAUUGGGGGCUACACCAUCGAAGACCCAGGUGACUUUGCCAGGCGAGUCACGAAGCUCAUGGAGCUGCAGGCAGAGGGAGCAGGUGCUGGCACCCAGGAUGCAGAGGCCGCAGAGGACGGUCUGAGAUCCGGUAUCAAGCAUGCUGUGAAGAACUCGGCGAGCGUCGAAGUGGCGGUGGUAGGAUGCGUUCUGAAAGUGUUCUGCGGCAUCCUUGGGCUCAAGCCGAAAUGGCACCGCUGCGUCCGCCACGGAAAAUGCGAAGAAAAGACUCCGACAUUCAAGCAGAAGUCGGUGAGGGGUCCUGCUGACUGGAUGGACUUCUUCGAUGUCUUGCGCAAAGGCUGUACGUUCGGCGGCACGAAGAAGUCGAAGGAGGUGGCAUUUGGCAAGAGGAAGGCGCCAGAUCCCGCCAUCAGGCCUUCGCUAAGCACGCGGUCAAGCACGGUCCUGGACUAUUUUGGCCUCGACCACGGAGAUACUGCCGCAAAGGACCAAGCAGAACCGAAGGAGGCCAAGGUCGCUAAAGGCGCCAAGGCCAAUGGGCAAGGAUAUAAGAGGCCUGGAAGCUGGCCAAAAGGAGAGGCCAAAGAACAGGAGGAGGCUUUGGACAAGCGUGCACUGCAGCAGAAGCAAGAGGCCGUGGCAGCCUUGCGUCGCCGGCAUCGAAUCCACAUCAGUCCUGGCACGCCUGAUCUCGUGGAGUCCUUCGACGACAUGGCCAGCAGGGGGGUUCCACCAUGGCUGGUCCGCAAUCUGACUUCUUUGGGCUUCUCCCAGCCAACUCCGAUUCAGAUGCAGUGCUUCCCGGCCAUCAUGUCGGGAAGUCAUGUCCUCGCUUCCGCCCCAACUGGGAGUGGAAAGACCAUCGCCUUCUUAGGCCCCAUCUUAGCUCUUCUGGCGAAGCCUGGAAAGGAGUUCGCACGUGCCUUGGUGGUCGAUCCUUCGCGAGAGCUGGCAAAGCAGACGCUGGACGAAUUCGCGAAGCUAACAUCCGGUCGCAAAUGGAACGGACGACUGGUGGAUAAGCUUUCCGACAAGAGCAAUAUCAAGCGCCUAGACGUCGCAGUGGCGACACCGCUUCGGCUGGUCCAGCUUCUGCGCGACAAUCGCAUUUCACUAGACUCGACGAAGCAUCUGGUCUUUGAUGAAGCUGACAAGCUACUAGAUUUGGGUUUCGCGCCACAGGUGGACGAGCUAUUGACUUUCUGCCCCAAAGAGAAAGGCAGACUGAUGCAAACUAUGAUGUUUUCAGCGACUCUUCCCCCUGUCGUAGUGGACCUUGCUGGCUCCAUCCUGACUUCUCCACUGCGGAUCAGCAUUGGGGACGUGAAUGCGGCUGCUCCCGAUGUGGAACAGAAGCUUCUGUUCAUCACUAGCGAGGAUGGAAAGCUCUUCAGCUUUCGGCAGCUUUUGCAAGAUGGCGAGAUCAAGCCGCCUGCUUUGGUAUUCGUUCAGUCGAAGGAGCGUGCAAAAGAACUGUUUGGUGAGCUGGUCUACGAUGGAAUCUUUGUCGAUGUAAUUCAUGCAGACCGGACCAAGCUUCAAAGAGACAACACGGUCAAAGCCUUUCGAGCUGGGAAGCUCUGGGUCCUCAUCUGCACGGACCUCAUGGCCAGGGGUGUGGACUUCAAAGGCGUGGAGACCGUGAUCAACUACGAUUUCCCCCAGUCGGCAGCCACCUACAUCCAUAGGAUCGGGCGCACUGGUCGCGCUGGCAGGAAUGGCAAGGCCAUAACGAUGUUCACCAUCGAAGACUUCGAGUCACUUCGAAGUAUCGUAGGCGUGAUGCGCCAAUCGGGCUGCGAAGUUCCUGAAUGGAUGCUCCGCCUGAAAGCGAGGCCAAAGAAGGAGCGACGGAUGGCGGAAUGGCGACAGCCGAAGCGCAAGCGAAUCAGCACGGUUUCGGGAUACGACCGCAAGAAAUCCCACAAAAGGCAGCAGAUGGUGGAUGCCAGCAAGAAGCGAAAGAGUGGCAUCACGAAGGCGCACACGGGAAGCUCCAAGUUUCACCAGAUCGUCGCCAGGUCCACUUUGUGGCAACCCUUUGACGUGCACUUGUCUUUUGAGUCCGGCAGCCGUGCACCUGCAGCAGGAUCCCGCGGCGCCGCCUUUGCUCGUGUCAUCCUUUGCCCUUCCAUGCUUUGCAACCCCACCGCGGGCCUGCUAACGCUGGAAGUGCUUCCACAAUACCCUGGAGGACCAGGGGUGACAGAGCUGCUGGAAGCCUCGGAAGUGCACGAUGCUGCACACGCUGUCCACGACAAACCUGCUGGCCUGCGGUUGCUCUUGGACACAGAUGGCAGUCCAGCGCUGAUGCUGGACGGAAGGACCCAGGAUCCGGCGACACGGCAACAGCUUUGCGUCGAGGUAUCUUCGAAAGAUGCCAUGCAGAAUGUCCUGCUUGAGAUGCAGGCACUCUCCGGUGCUCGGCGGAUCCUGGUGUCUGUUUGCCUGGCGGCCCUCGGGCCUCUGGGAGAUGUGCCGGUGUUGGUCCACCACCUCCAUUUUGGAUCAAGGUGCAGCCUUGCUCUCCUGGCGAGUUUCGAAGCUCGCAGACACCAAGUCGAGUUGCGGGACUCCGAGGUGUUGAAACCUCUGUUGCCGCCUCCGAUGGUUGAGUCCAAGACGUUCUCCGGAGCCACUGACAAGGAACAGAAAUGCCACAGGCUGGCCGAAGGCCUCCGUCGGCUGCCCCGACCCCGGGCUUUCGUCCCAAGCCCCGCUCGCCCACAAGCAGAGCAGAUCCGCCGCAGGCGAAGCAACUCGGUGGAGCGUGUGGUCUCGCACCCGUUUCUGGAGCGACUCGGGUCCGAUUGGUACAGCGGUGCAAUGUCGAUCUUGGAGCUGCGGCGGGGAACGUCGGAGAUUGCAGCGCUCGGCAAGGCCGCACGCUGGCAGGCCGCGGUGGCGAAGCUUCAUGCCUUGCACAGCCAAGAGUUGCAGCCGGGCAUCGUCACGCAGCUGAGCAGCAAAGAUCCAAAGCGGAAAGAUACUGGCUCGCAGGCGGCGGGAAGCAUGCAGCUCUUUGCUUCCCUGCCUUCCUUUCAGCUGCAACCAGACAUGGUGAAGCUCGUGUGCUGGCCACCGGAUGCGGUCGCCGUUGUUGGACUGCAGGCGAACACCUUCACAGGCAACGCAGCGAUGAGCGCCUUGGAGCGCGGAAGCAACUGGCAGCUGGCAGCCUCCAUACUUUUUGAGGUUAUCACAGCCCUCGGGCGCAGCAGUGAAUGGCUAGCAGCCUUACAGCUUCUGGAGGAUUUCAAGUCGCAAGAGUUGGAGCCGGGUGCUAUAUCCUUCAAUGCUUCCAUCGCCGCAUGUGCCGGCACCAGCGACGCAGAUGCCAGUCAGUGGCAUUUGGCGCUGCACCUGCUGAGGAGAGGGCGGAGCUUCAUUGUGGACUUUCCGAAGUUGGAAGCCUGCUCUUCCUUACUGAGUGCAUGUGGCAGGGCGUGCCGCUGGCAAGCAGCACUCCAGGCAUUUUCCGGGAUGUGCUACUGGGGUCCGCGACCAGAUGUGGCUGCGUGUGGGGCGCUGCUGGAUUCCUUUGCUCGGGCCGGGCUUUGGGUGCAAGCGUUGCAGCUGCUGAACAGGAUGAGCCUUAGCCGCUCUCUCUCCCUUCCAGAGCCGGACAUGGCGGCAUACACUGCCGUCAUGAGCGCAUGCGCUGUGGCCUUCAAGUGGGAGCACGCCAUGUCUUGUUUGCAAGAUAUGCAUCAUCGGCUCGUCAGGGUCAGCGUGGCCGCGUGCAAUGCAGCAGCAUUAGCAUGCGAACGCGCAGUCCAAGUUCAGCCACUUUUUGACCUCGUGAACGGUAUGCAGACGGGUCGACUGCAAGCGGAUGCGAUCACAUACCUAGCUUUGACCAGCGCUUUGGGCAAAGGACAGCAGUGGCAACAGGCCCUGGGAGCACUUCACAGCUUGGGCUGCUCUGCCGUGCAGCCGUCGAGGAAUCUGGUCAACAGUGCAAUCACUGCAUGUGAGAAGGGGCAUGCCUGGCUUUCAGCAAUGUCAGUUUUUCGAGAGCUGCACCGCUUAAAGAUCCAGCCAACCGUAGUCUCCAGCAGCGCAGCAAUCACUGCAGCAGCCGCUCAACAGGAAUGGAAACCGGCAGUCCAUUUGCUUGACGACAUGAGCUCCUGGCAAGUGCAGCCUGACGAGAUUGCGUGGAAUUCGAUGCUGGAUGCAUCCGAGCUUUCAUCGCAAUGGACCCUGGCUUGCAAGCUGCUAGCCAGGAUGGCGUCAUCCGUCAGUACUGUGGCGCUCUUGGCCGCAACCGGUGCCUCCGAAGGCGCGGAGCACUCGAAGGCACUGAUGCCUCUCCUUGCACAACUCAGAAGCCAAUGCAAAAAAGACUUGGUAGACGAAGCACAGCGACGGAACGUUCGAGCUGAGGAAGCGCCCGGCAGUUUGUCGCAUGUGCUGGAGGCACACGAAGUGCUGGCAGCCCAUGGCGCGGCCUCUUCCGAGCUUCAGCUGGGAGCGGCCACGGCCAUAUUCCGGCCCUGCUUGGCAUCUUUGCAGAGCCUCUGCGACCACGGUGUCCGGUCUCCAGAAGCAACGUCGCAACUCUGGGAGCCUGUGCUGGAAAGGCAGUUCAGCCUAGGCCUGCACUGUGCUGUCACUGUGGCAUUCGCAAGCGACGUCUUUACCCGCCUCGCCCUGGACAACGUGGCCAUGGCGGCACGGCCACAAGGGCACAGCCGGUCGAGUUGGUCCAGCAGAGCAGCCCAUGCGUCGCGGUACGUCUCCCGCCGGCUUUCCGACAAGACACCCUCGGCAGAGAGCUUGGCCGGAUGGUUGGCUUCUUCCUUAGCGAUGAGAGAGGGGAGAAAAUGGAGAAACAUCAGAGGCCUCGUCCUCGGAUAUGGUGGUGACUCUGAUGAGGUGGGUCCGCUAAGGCAGAUCACUGCCGAAUUGGGCCGAAUCUGCCAGACCGAUGUCGUGGCAGCGUGGCAUGGGCUCAGCUGUCUCCAAGAAGCUGCAGUACAAGCCAACGUUAUUCAGUUCAACACCGUAAUCAGUGGAUGCCAGAAACACUCCAACUGGCAGCUGGCUCUUCAUCUUCUUGGCAGCAUAGAGCGACAAGGCAUGCUAGCGGAUGUCAGAAGCUGCAGCUCAGCAUUGGAAGCUUGCAGCCGUGCUGUAAUGUGGCAGGCUGCAGUGACUCUAUUUGGUUCCUGCCUGGGUUCCGUGCAGCCGGACAUUAUCCUGGCGAGGGUGAGCUCGGCGAUCUCAGCAUGCGGGGCAGGCAGCCAGUGGCCAGCAGCGCUGGACCUCUUGUACACCUUGUCGACCUGGCAGCUCCAGGCGAGUGAAAUCACCUACACCAACUGCUUCUCGGCCCUGGCGCGCGGGGAGCAGUGGCAACACAGCUUGGCCCUGCUGCUCUCAAUGCCCCAGGCAAGGCUCCAGCCCAAUGCCUUCAGCUUCAGCGCUUGCCUCAGCGCGUGCGAGACAAGUAGCAGCUGGCCGUCUGCCUUGCAGAUCUUGGAGCUCAUGCCAGGUUGGACGAUGCCUGCCUAUAAUUCGGUGUUGACUUCGUGCGUCACUGGCUCUCGCUGGGACCUGGCACUUGGCCUGUAUGAUUCCCUCAAAGCCGGAGAGGGGCUUAACCCGACUUCAGUGACCUACACAGCGCUGAUGGGCGGGGCGGCACAGGCACAGCUUUGGACCCUUGCGCUGCAUCUCGUGACGGAGAUGCAGCUCCUGCAGGUUCGCAGCAGCACCAUCACAUGGAACAGCUUGAUGGAUGUUCUCCACGGAGCUGAGCAGUGGCUGCGAGCUUUGGAAGUUUUUGCGCAACUUCCGAAGCUCAGCCUGCAGACGGAUAGUAUCAGUUUUGUCACAGCCAUCCGUGCAGCAGCAUCCGCCAGCAACUGGCGCCAUGCAAUUGGCCUUCUUGCUGACAUGCCGAAGGCCGGAGUGGCUGUGGACAGAUUCGCCUGCAGCUCGGCAAUUCAGGCAUGCCACCAAGUUUCGCAAUGGCAGCAGGCCAUUCGCAUGUUUGCAUGCGCAACAUCACAAAAAGUGGAGAUCGACUCUGUCGUUUGCACAGCUGCCAUUGCUGCAGCAGGGAAAGCAGGAUACUGGCAGCAUGCUUUGGGGGUGCUCCGAUUUAUGAGCACACACGAUGUGCAACGAAAUGCUGUCGUGUAUAGCUCGGCUAUAUCUGCAUGUGCCAGAACGGGCCAGUGGCAGUUGGUUUUGGACCUUGUACAAGAGAUGGUGGAAAACGGCUGCAGGAGCUUCUCAGCAUCCAAGUAUGACCACACGGUACAAGCUGGCAGUUCCCUGGAUUGCUUCAAGCACACCGUCCUCGUUUGUUUGCUGCAACACUUCACCUCCACGGCGGAACCUGUCCAUUUCGUUGACACGCAUGCAGGGAGGGGCAUCUACCUGCUGGAUAGUCGCUGCAGCGCAGAAAGUCAGAACUCUGAAUACGGAAUCUCUCAGAUGCUGCAUCGGCUUGGAGAGACUCCGAUGCCGCCCUCUGCAGCAUGUGAGUAUGCACUUGCAGUGAAGAGGCACAACAAGAGUGCUCUCCGUACUCGUGCCGGCCUUCGUUUCUAUCCAGGUUCGACAGUCUUGGCUUUGGCAUGGCUCCGGCCGCAAGACACGGCGACCGUUUUCGAGAUCUCCGAGGAAAUGUUUUCCGACCUAGCUGGCAACAUCCAACACAUCAACACAAUACGUCGGAAAGAAGCUAUUUGCGCGGACUCUUACUGGUGGCUCCUGCACAGACACAUCCCAACAGGCAAGGCGCUCGUGAUGAUCGAUCCGCCAUGCGACCCUUACGACCUGCACAUGGCAUGGAGCCUCUUUCUGGUCAGGAAGUUGCGCUUUGAGCGGCCUCAGUGCUGCAUUUUGAUGUGGUAUCCUUGCUUAGACACCGUUCAAACCUCCAACCUCCACGGCCAAGCUGCUUUUCUGAACACCGGUGAGGUCUUGGCUGCAGAGUUUGCAGUAGAAGAUCCCACUCGGACAUCACUACAAAGUUCCGGAGUGCUUGUUUUCAAUCCACCGCCUGCUGCAGACAUGCUCGAGGAAUUGCUGCAUUUUUUGGCUGGAUGCCUUGGCUCAGGACCUGCAAAGGUGCACGUGAAGGUCUUUCAACUUUGCGCCGGUGAAACCUCGAAGAGCGCGCGGUCUUCAUCACUGGCUAGCACCAUCAGACCCUCUCGUUCACAAAAAACCAGGACACAUGUGGACGCAGGAGCUCGGAAGAAAGAGACCUGUUGCGGUCAAGCGGCAGCCCGCAAGCCCACAGGAUGGGAUGACGCUUCGGAGGCCCGGGACGGCCCCAAGUACCGCCGGGACUUCCUGGCUCAGCAGCAUGCGAAAGUUUGGAAACUGCAGGAGCAGUUGAGCAGAUGCCAUGUGGAGAAGGAGCGCCAAGAGCAACGGUUUGGUCACGUUCGAAGAGCACGGGCUGCAGCGAAGCAGGAGCUGAACACCCGUGGGCACGAGCGCAAGCCAGGUGUUCGAUCAAGCCGCAACAAAGAUUCAAGGCUAAAGGGGGAGGCUUCCACCUCGCUGGGCAGCUCCCACCUUGAGCAUUGUAUGAAGCUGUCCGUCCAGGCCACUUUCGAAAGCCUUUGUGACACUUCGCCUUCCCACGGCCUGUCACGAGAUUUCAGCUUCAAGGCUAUGACAAUUGGCCAAGACAACCCUGCCGGACACGGCAGCGAGGUGACGCGCGAAGGAUUGGGCUCGCGGGGUCUUUGCACAUCUGUGUCCCUGACAUCCCUCCUUCUGGGCCAAGUGACUUCAGUCAUGAAUACACUGACAGGGAUCUUCACGUCCACUUUGGCAUCAGAUGGGAUAAGCAUUCCGACCAUUCAGUCCAGCCUAAACUACUUGUUGCUCGCACCUCUCAUCCUACUUGCCUACCCGCAGAUCCGCCAAGAAGGCUUGAGGCUGCCAUGGUGGCGCUAUGCUCUCUGGGCUUUGGCAGAUGUGGAAGGGAACUGUUUGGUCGUCCUUGCCUACCGUUAUACCUCCGUGGCGUCGGUGAUGCUCCUAGACGGGUUUACAGCUGCCGUCGUUAUGUUGCUCUCGCGGCUUCUUCUGGGAACGAGGUACUCCAAAUACCACCUUGCGGCCUGCUUCGUUUGUCUUUGCGGUCUGAGCUUGACGGUCUUCGCAGACAGCUCCAAGACGGAGUCCACCCAUCUCGCCUGGUUGGGAGAUCUCCUCGUGCUUUUGGGCUGCUGCUGUUAUGCAAGUUCCAACAUCCAAGAGGAACAUCUCCUGAAGCAUGGCUGCAGCCGCUAUGAAGCGCUCGGUAUGCUUGGCGUGUGUGGGAGCAUCAUCUCUUGCAUUCAGGCCAUCACGCUUGAGGGCCGCAACUUUGUGGACAUCACCUGGAGUUGGAAAGAUAUCACAUGUUUGAUUGGCUUUCAGCUCUGCUUGUUUGGAGUUUAUAUGCUGGUGAGCAUUUUUCUGCAAAUCGCCGAUGCCGCAGUAUUCAACAUGUCCCUGCUAACCUGCGACGUGUACAGCAUUCUCUUCUCUUGGCAGGUGCAGCACAGGGACAUCAGCUGGACUUAUGGCCCCGAUCGUGGUCCGCCAUUGGUGGCUGAACAGGUGUGCGUGGUUUGUGGUUGCCUGGUGCCCGAGCGGAGUGCUCGCUACUGUGCAGGGUGCCUGCCUGGUACACAGCGAGAGGCACUGGACCUUCGCAAGUCCGUUGGGAAGAGUCUCGCCACCCAGGCCUCGCUGCAGCGCAGGCUGGAGAUACAGCAAGAGGAGCGUACACAGCUUGAGGUGAAGCAUACCGACUUGGAAGCGAAGCUUUAUGCCGCAGAGACUGGCCGGCCG
Symbiodinium necroappetens is the source of this 10689-nucleotide messenger RNA. The record is from the annotation of a GenBank genome assembly. Lineage: Eukaryota; Dinophyceae; Suessiales; Symbiodiniaceae.